Molecule: messenger RNA, 2634 nt
Organism: Humulus lupulus (European hop)
Lineage: Eukaryota; Viridiplantae; Streptophyta; Magnoliopsida; Rosales; Cannabaceae
Exons: 1
Coding region: 1-2634 (877 amino acids)
Molecular function (GO): RNA-DNA hybrid ribonuclease activity; nucleic acid binding
Source: RefSeq, a predicted model, not a curated record
AUGGUGAAGCAUUUUUUUACCCAUUGUGAUCUCCCGGCUUCAAUUAAUGCAGCCAACCUGGUUCUUUUGCCAAAGAGGGAGCAGCCGAGUUCCAUCAAUGACUAUAGGCCAAUCGCCUUAUGUAAUGUGGCCUAUAAGAUCAUUUCGAAGUUACUAGCUAACAGAUUGAGACCAUUACUUCCGAUACUAGUAUCUCCUAUGCAAUCUGCAUUUGUAAAAGGGAGAGUUAUUCAUGACAACUCUAUGGUGGUCCAAGAGAUUCUCCAUUCAAUGCAACACAAAAGAAAUAAAGACGGAUACUUCUUGGUGAAGCUUGAUAUGGAAAAGGCCUAUGAUAGAUUGGAUUGGCACUUCUUGAAGGCGGUGUUAUCAAACUGGGGUUUUCAUGAUACUUUUGUGGGAUGGAUCAUGAAAUGUGUCUCUACAUCAACCUUUUCUCUGCUGCUUAAUGGGGCAAAAGCUGGUAACUUAACCCCUUCCAGAGGUCUGAGGCAAGACGACCCGCUAUCCCCAGCCCUGUUCAUCAUAGCCACAGAUGUCCUUUCUAGAUUGCUACUAAGAGCCGAGAGUCAACGUAAAAUCUUCGGCAUCAAAGUGGCUAGAAGAGGUAAUCCAAUUACGCAUCUCCUGUUUGCUGAUGAUAUUGUACUAUUUGGAAGGGCAUCUGAAAGGGAAGCUCAAAAUCUUAUGGAAUGUAUGGAUAUAUUCUGUUCUUGGUCCGGGGAGAAGGUGAGUAAAUCAAAAUCUGCGGUUCACUUCUCUAAGAGCGUCCCAAAUGCUAAGAGAAUGGCGUUAGCGGAAUUCCUCCAAAUGCUGAGGGUCAAGGGAGACUGUCCCCACCUCGGUCUUCCCCUCCUCGCGUCCAGAUCGAGAGCUAAAGAUUUGCGCUUCAUUCUUGAUAAAGUUAAUAACUGUGUGCAAGGAUGGAAAGCGAAUAUGUUAUCUAAGGCAGGAAGAUCAACUCUGGUUCAAGCUGUGGGGUCUUCUCUAAUUUCUUAUGUUGCAGCAUCAAGACCAAUGCCUUGCUCAUUACAUGAGUCAGUGGAUAAGGCUCUUCGCUCUUUUUGGUGGGGGGAUACAACAAAUAAGAGAAGAAUGCAUACUUUGUCUUGGGGGAAGCUUUGUAUGCCGAAACUAUCAGGAGGUUUGGGUUUCAGAACUUCAAAAACCACCAAUGAAGCAUUCAUGGCAAAGAGAGCUUGGGAAAUUUUAGUAGGGAAGCAAGGCAUUUGGCACGAUCUAAUCUGGGCUAAGUACUUAAAGGAAGUGAGUAUUCUUAGCUAUAUGCCAAAACAAAACGACUCUCGUUUAUGGAAGGGGAUCAUGCGCUCGGUGAGCUUGUUGAAAAAAGGUCUUGGUAGAAGAAUUGGCAAUGGGAAUUCUACCUCCAUCUGGUAUGACAAUUGGCUCCCAACUACACCACAUAGGCCAGUCCCUCUUAUGGAUGCCUCUUAUGGAGUCAGUUGGGUUAGCCAAUUCAUUGAGAACAAAAUGUGGAAUGUGGCAAAACUGUCCCAGUGGUUUGCUAAGGAGGACAUGGAGAGAAUCACCAAAAUCAACAUUCCUAUGGAGGAUAAGGAGGAUAAUUGGAUAUGGUUGCACGACCCUAUUGGUAAUUUCUCAAUCAGGUCAGCUUUCACCAUGCCAUUCGUAGGUCAAUCUCAAGGGGCGGAGUGGAAAUGUAUUUGGAAAAGCAAAAUACAUACAAGACUAAAACACCUGUGGUGGAAAAUUGUGGCGGAUGCUCUCCCAACCUCUGUGCGUCUGGCCCAACUUAUGGAUGUAAGGACAUCGUGCUGCCUUUUCUGCGGGGAAGCUGAAGAAACCUCGUUUCACCUGUUUUGGAAAUGCAACUGGAUAGCUAAGUUGUGGUUUGCCAAUCUUUAUGGGCUUCGCACAGAACAAACAGGUAUUGAAAACUGGCGGGACUGGUUCUCCUUCUUUGAUUGUCAUCACAAUAUGCCCGCCCCUCUUGGCUUUGAGGAGUUCUUCAUUCAAGCCUCAUUUCUUGUGGAUAUCAUUUGGAGGGAGAGAAAUGCUAUCGCCCAUGGAUCAACCCCCACGUCAUUUAUAGUAUUAUGCACUAGAUACAGUGGGCGCUUAGCCGAAUGGAACAUGGACUCUUGUUCUCCAAAGGAGUCUCAGCCUAGGUGGUUUCCACCACCACUCAACUGGCUAUGCUUUUCAUCGGAUGUGGCUAUCUCAGAGAACGGCACAACCUUAGUAGCAGUGUGCCGUGAUUCAUCAGACUCAAUCAUCACGAUUAUCACAGAAGUUGUCCAGGAAAUGGACCCCACGAGAGCUGAAGCCUUGGCUCUCUUGCUUGUCGCUCGGUCCGCAGUACAACAAGCCUCUACACCAUACAUAUUCCAAAGUGACUGCAAGACAGUAGUGGAUGUUUUCCAGAAGAAUUCUAUGGUUGAAGCUCCUAAUCUGAGCGAUAUUAAACUCAAAUUCCAGGGGUACUGUGCAAAACUUUGUCAUUGGGAGUGUUCAAAGAUAGAUAGAGCAGUAAAUUUUAUGGCUCAUAAUUCUGCAAAAUUUGCUCACCACUACAAUUUAGUCGGCAAGAUGGAUAUAAGCAAAUGGGGAGACGAUAUCCUCAAUGACUACAAGGCUUGGAUUCCUCCAUGA